Molecule: messenger RNA, 3654 nt
Organism: Synchiropus splendidus (mandarinfish)
Lineage: Eukaryota; Metazoa; Chordata; Actinopteri; Syngnathiformes; Callionymidae
Gene: hsf4
Product: heat shock transcription factor 4
Exons: 13
Coding region: 227-1534 (435 amino acids)
Biological process (GO): regulation of DNA-templated transcription
Molecular function (GO): sequence-specific DNA binding; DNA-binding transcription factor activity
Source: RefSeq, a predicted model, not a curated record
GGCAGGCAGGACUGAGUUAAAAAGGAGGCAAACCCUUCUGGGAAGAUGAAAUGUUGGAGUCGACAUGGAGUUCACGUAGACAGACCUGGGAACGCGGCGUGCGCCUGACUAAGUGUCGCAAGUGAACUCCUUCACGACAUGGACUAAUCUGAGGACUGGUAUUUGGGGGGACACACACACACAAACAGAUCUCUGAGUUUGGAUCUCUCUGUGGAGCAGUUGCGGGAUGCAGGAGUCUCCGGGGGCCGUGGGUGGAGAUGGCAACUAUGCCAGCAACGUGCCGGCCUUCCUCACCAAGCUGUGGACACUGGUGGAGGAUCCGGACACCAACCAUCUGAUCUGCUGGAGCUCCACUGGGACCAGCUUCCAUGUAUUUGAUCAGGGUCGCUUUGCUAAAGAGGUUCUGCCAAAAUACUUCAAGCACAAUAACAUGGCGAGCUUUGUGCGUCAGCUGAACAUGUACGGCUUCCGAAAGGUGGUGAACAUCGAGCAGAGCGGUCUGGUGAAGCCUGAGAGAGACGACACAGAGUUCCAGCAUUUGUAUUUCCUGCAGGGCCACGAACACAUGCUGGAGCACAUCAAGAGAAAGGUCUCCAUCGUGAAGAGCGAAGACACCAAAGUUCGACAGGAGGAUCUCAGCAAACUGCUCUAUGAAGUCCAGCUCCUCAGAACGCAGCAAGACAACAUGGAGUGUCAGAUGCAGGACAUGAAACAGCAGAAUGAAGUGUUGUGGCGAGAAGUGGUGUCGCUCAGGCAGAACCAUGCCCAGCAGCAGAAGGUCAUGAACAAGCUGAUUCAGUUUCUGUUCAGCCAGAUGCCGUCCAACACACCUGCCACCGCGGGUCUGAAAAGGAAGCUGCCCUUGAUGUUGGACGACGGCCCCAUCGCUCCUCCCGCCUCCAAGCUCAGCCAUAAUAGCUCCAUGGAGCCGCCGCAGGAGCCUUUUUACAUCCAGUCGCCCGCCAGCGACACCUCGUCCACCCCCAGCGGCCUGACAGGGGGACCCAUCAUUUCGGAUGUCACUGACAUCUCACAAGCCAGUGCAAGUCUGCAGAUGCAGUCGGAGGAGAGCAGAGACAAGUGUUUGAUGCUGAUUAAGGAAGAACCUGUCAGUCCUGAAGUGAGAGCAGCAGGAAAAGCUCCUGGAGGAGACGCCGUCGUCUUGACCUCCACGUGUGGGGUGUGCUCCUCAGAACCGCCCGUCCUCCCCGUGGCUAUGGUCCAGUCGGUUCUGGAGGGGAGGGCUUCCUCAGCCUCAGUUGAGAGGAGGAGUAAGAGAGUUUCCCAGGAAAGACUGGACCCUGGCCACACGGUGGAGAACGACAUGAGCCUGGACGAGCUGCAGCAGCUGCUCCUCAGGAGCCAUCAGCACGGCUCCAUGGAGGCUGGACCCAGCGCUGCCAUGGAUCCCUUCACCUUGGGCCUGCCUCUGGCCGACUGGACCUUCUCUGAGAUGGAGUCCAACCUCAAAUCUUACAUGUUCCAAAGUGACGAGGCUGAAGCUUUCCCAGCUGCGACCUGUGAGGAGCAGUGAAGCCCUUUGCUAUGGACUGACCUUUUGAAGAGAAAGCUCCCAGCAGCGGCCGAUCCACUCUUUCCGUUGCAAGGUUGAAAUUCUCCCAUGACUCAACGUCAUCUUGUUUGCGUGACAUCCACCUUCUGUCAUGUGCUUUGCUUUCAAGCUUCCUUGGACGAGAUCUGGCCAGGUGACUGCACUUCAGAGGGACUUCAGAGGAUGGGCAUUUUUCUUCAUUGCUGUAUAGGAGACCGACAAUUGAAUAGUUUGAAUGAAUAUAUCAAUAUUAUGAUCUGUCCUGAUCUCAAACAUUGGCAAGAGGAGUCGCUGAUGAGAAAGUGACAGAUAACUGGUGGGCACAUGCGCUUGGGUCCAACAUUUGUCGCCGUAGAAAGCAGUGUUCUUUGAUUUUGGAGUUGCGUUCAUGGUCUUCCGAUUUUUCUUCCAUUAUUGCUGAGUGUGAAUGAUACCUUCUGGCAGUCUGAGACAGAGUGACUUAUUGUUAUUGCGCUGACGUCCAUCACAGGAGCGUCAUUUUUGCAUGAUGGAGUCAGCUUGAAAGUCACUUCAGUAUUUGCACAGGCCUGACAUGUAGCGACAGAUACUUCAUACUGUCCAUUUGAAUGUGAAGUUGAUUGAUAACAACACUAACAAUGCAGUUUUGCACAAUCUCCAUUAAAUGCAUUUUUUACUGUGUUCACGGGCGUCGGGGGGCAACACAUGCUUCAGGCGUCUCCCUUUCCAACGACACAUUUAGAGUGAGCUGGAAUGUAUUAGGAUACUGUUUCAAAGCACAAGGGGAUGGAACAGUUUGUAGUUAUCCGUCUAUCUUCAAAUCUUGUUUGCUUUUUUAACUAAGUUCCAAAUCCAAACGUGAUUUCUGGGAAUGAGAAGGCUUUAUCGAGACGCGGGGCACUUGAGUUCAGGUAGACAGGCAGGAAGUGACCCCACCAAGGAGGCCAGACUUCCUCCCGAGCGUCUCCGUGUGCGCGCAAGAGCCGCCUCCACACGGAGACGGAGUCGUCCCACUGUAAAGGCAGCUGCUCAGCCUGUGGAGGGUAGAUGAGCGACUCUUCUUUCUCUUCACUGCCACCAUCUUCAUCGUGGCGUCUCCAUCUUCAUAUUCACCCCAGCAUGCACAUGGCACAGCAGUGUUUCAGCUCGUCUCACGCCCCGUCCGUCACCGAGCUGUCAUCCAGGUGAUGCUGCAGUUGGACUGGAUCUAAGUGGCACUUCCAUCUUGGAAGCUUGGAGUUGACUUUCUGAUGUCUCCGUUUCAAGACGGUCUCACUUUUGUGACCGGUUUUCCCCCAAGCUGAGAAGGUCCAGGUCAUCGUUUUGACCUGAUGUGGCUUGUGAAGGCCAAACGUCUGGGAACAACAAACAGGCCUUUCUUUCAUCGGCUCAAGUGAGAAACAAGUUUGCCGUGGCUUCACUUGGUCACCGAACCUUCCGAGACGGACUGCACAGAGCACGGGAGCUGCGUUUCCCCUUUCAGAAUGAAAACACCUUGUGCUAACUGUGAGUGAAAACUUCACUUGGACGAACACAGGAACGUCGACGCAGCAACGGUGAGGUAGACUCCAACUCACCACACGGUCUGAGAUGCACCAGGGUUGGGAGACUUGGUCCCUCAAAAUCAAACGUAACCUUGCUCGAGGCAUCUUGACUGCAGUGGCUGACAUUUGCACUAAACAGAUGGCAGUUGUAUGCUACAUGAAAGUGUUGACUGAGCAUGAAUCCUCCUUCCUCACUACAAUAUGAGUAUUUCUUUUCUGGGAGUGAGUGAGGCACACAUCCGGUUGCUUCUUGCUCUGCUCACUCUCAAAUAUUUGCACUUAAAAUGAAUGAAUGUGUGUUGUGAAAAACAAAACAGCAAAAACAAGUGAAUGUGUGGGGAUUUCAGCUGAGGGUGUGUUUGUGUUGACUGAGUGACCAGAUCGCUGCUUCCAGAAACAUUUCCGACAGCCGCGUUGAGGAGCUGCGUCAGCGACUGUGACACCUGUUCAAGUCUGGCUUGUGUGUUGACAUGUUUUGGAAGCGGCGAUAUCAAUAGACAAUGUGAAGCGUUUUGGUGUACCGACUCCAAUACGCUGCAAACCUAUUCCACCUGUGUUCCAUAUGUUCUGAUUGGAAUA